AAAAAUAAAAAAAAGGGAUAAAGGGGGGAGAGAGAGAGAGAGAGCAGUGGUGUCUAUGGCUUCUUCUGCUUUCAUCACUCUUCAAAGCUUCUCCUAUGGCUAUGGUUGUUGUAUCCCAAAACUUUCAGUUCCAUCAAACCCUUGUGUAGUCUCACAUGUUUUAACCUUUCCAUCUCCUAAAACUUCCAAUUACAUGAAACUCAAUCACCUCCCAAGAGUCUCUCCUGAAGGGCUUCCUACUGAGUUGAUUGAGGAUUCCAAGUUUGUUCCUUUGAAUGCUGAUGACUCUCAAUAUGGUCCACCUGCUUUAUUGUUGUUGGGCUUUGAAGUGGAAGAGGCACUGAAGAUACAGCAGCUUCUAAAAGAGAUGGGUGGUGAAUUCCUAGAGGUGAUUUUUUGUACUGAAGACAUGAUUACAGGCACGCUCUGGGAAGCAGUGAAUACAAAGCAACCCAAUUUGGAUACAGUGAAGAUUGCAAAACCAGUGCCACGAAUUUGCUUCUUAUCUGGUCUUACAGGGGAGGAGAUGAUGAUGUUCAUUGAUAGCUUUCCAGAAACGGGGCUGGAACCGGCUGUAUUUGCAGCUCUCGUUCCCAACAGUGCCAAUACACCACUACAAGAGUUGAUAGAAGAGAUUAUGGGAGACCAUGAAAUGCUGGUACAGGUGACAUGCCUCCUCCAAGAGUGUAGCUUGGAAGGACUUAGGAGUUGGAGGCUUUGUUUUGUUACUUUUGUGUUUAAAUAUUUAUUCAAGCCAAAUGCUUUACAUGUAUAGAGCUUAGGACUCUUUUGUUGUAACCAAGUGAUAUCUUGAAAAGAUGUAAGCUCGUGGGACAUUUAUUCUGUUGUAAUCAACCAUUGUUACCUGUUGUUGUUUCAGAAUGAAUAUUUAUGAAAGUAUAAUGCAUGUAAUAUCUCUUGUAAUAUAAACUCUGAUGAAUGAAAGUAUAACACUUUCUAUUAUGUUCAUGAAUCUCA
This is a messenger RNA of Camellia sinensis, 978 nucleotides long. Lineage: Eukaryota; Viridiplantae; Streptophyta; Magnoliopsida; Ericales; Theaceae. The record is from RefSeq and is a predicted model, not a curated record.